Westerdykella ornata is the source of this 681-nucleotide messenger RNA. RefSeq lists its product as uncharacterized. The coding region runs from base 109 to 681 and encodes 190 amino acids. The transcript is spliced from 6 exons. NCBI's taxonomy places the organism in Eukaryota, Fungi, Ascomycota, Dothideomycetes, Pleosporales, Sporormiaceae. The record is from RefSeq and is a predicted model, not a curated record.
AUCGCUUGAAAAACCGCAAUGACAGGCACACGGCAUGCAUGCAGCAUGUUCCGUAGGACGGAGGGCACGACAUGACUGUAUCCCCUACAUAGUGUAGGGAAUCUAUUUAUGGGCCUGAGACGGGAACGGGGAGGGACAAUUGACAUGAGGGGUGCCAAUGGGAUUGGUGGACCAGAAGGAUUUGAUGAACGAGGCGCGCCUGGUGAAUACAUUGAUAUAGGCGUUAGUGAAUAUAUUGAUAUACAAGGCGUCUACGUAGUAAUCACAGACGAUAUACAAGGCGUGUCCUGCUCCACCCUACUCAAUGGCUCUCCACUAGUAGGGCGUGUCUGGCUGAUAUCCGCCCUAUCGGCACAAGACGCACGUACGUAUGCUGGUGGUAGCGGCGGCGCUGAGCUGAAAAAUCUGGCCUGCUGUUGCCGUUGUUGGUGGCCCAAGAUAGAAAAUGGGGUUUGUAAUAGUAAAAUGCGCCGAGUGGAUCGCCUAAUGCUGUUGGUGACAUUGAGUAGCGCAUCGUGUGGGGUCCUCGGUGGGUUAAGUCUAUCAAUUAGAUACGAGAACCAGAAUAAGACGGAACAAGGACAUCUUAUGCCGCCCACGAAGAAAGAAUGCAGACUGAGAAGUAAGAAUGCCGCCGGCCAAAUCGUAGCGCCUAGGAUGCGAGAAGCCAGGGCCAGCUAG